Messenger RNA from Mya arenaria, 9602 nucleotides. RefSeq lists its product as uncharacterized. Lineage: Eukaryota; Metazoa; Mollusca; Bivalvia; Myida; Myidae. The record is from RefSeq and is a predicted model, not a curated record. Gene Ontology annotation, biological process: dephosphorylation; thiamine diphosphate metabolic process. The transcript has 5 exons. Bases 157 to 2424 code for a protein of 755 amino acids. Gene Ontology annotation, molecular function: magnesium ion binding; thiamine triphosphate phosphatase activity.
ACGGCAUGCUGGGAGAAAUUGCAAAUGGCCGCUGACUGACUUCAUGACAGGUUGCCGAUUAACGUAAAACAAGACAAAUUUCUGUCCUGAAGACUACCUGUUAUUGUGAAGAGAGAAAGGUGAAAAAAGGUAUUACAAUAAAGUAACACUCUGGAAAUGGCUACAAUGGAGAAUGGCGUGUCCCCUCCAAGCGAACUCCAUUUUGUCGACCAUGUGGAAAGAAAGCUUCUAAGUCCUGACAGAGAGGUCAUAAGUCCAACCAAAUCACCAGACAAACCCUUCUCCACAGUAAAGGAUGUCAAGAAUGCCAAGGAUGGUAUUGAAAAAGUUGUUAAUACGAGUGACAGUGGGCUAGAUUCAUCAAAUACUAGUUCUGAAGAUACACAUGAGGUAGAAAAUAACAGUUUUAUUGAUAGGCAGGAGAGUUACACUAAAACCGAUGAACCUGAAAAGAUAACAUCUCCUAAUAAAUCUAACAAUAGUUCUUUGCAAUUCCAAGAUUCAGAAGCUAGAAGUCUGGAUGCUGCUAACAACAAUAGUGAAGCUGGGCUUGAUACACUUGCUGGUGAGGUUGAUGUAGACAAAAUGGAAAAUGAUGUUUACCUUGGUAAAGAAGUUGAUUUGCAUGAGAGGAGGUUAAGAGAUGAAAACAAACUGAAUAAUAAUGAAAUAGACAUCAAUGCAAUGUCCUCUGACGCAAAAGCUGACUCAAUGGAUCUGUAUUGGUAUUCUAAUACAUUAGAUCUGGAUACUGCGGAGUUAGAGGCUUUCAAAAAUUCAGACAAUGGAACUUUUACAUCGGCUGUUCAGCUUACAGUUGGAAAUGGUUACUAUGAAGCUAAACAAAAGGGUGAGGAAAAGGAGUCGAAAAGGAAUGAUGAGACAAAAGGUCAAGAAAUGAAUAUAAAAACAACUAGUCAAAAAGAUGUCACUUUCCAGAAAGAUUGGUCUCCUGCUUUUGAAUCUGCAUCAAGCAGAAUACUAGGUUUGGCAUCUGAAAUGAGUUCUGAGCCAAAGACAAAGAAGAAUAGGGAUAAUGCAUCAAUAAAAAAUGGAAACAAAUCAGAAAAUCAUCCAUGGGGGCUUGAACCAGAAAAUAAGUUGAUGGAAAAGAAAAUAGCUGAAAGUAAAACAGAAUUACCUGACAUCGAAUGUGUCCAGUCUUCUGAAAUGAAAGCAAAACUGAUGAACCAGUAUCACUCAGAGGCAUCUAUAAAUUUGAACCCUAGAGAUGAUGUUGAUUCCAUUGCAUUGAUGGAUGAAAAGAAAUCUGUAACAUCAGUUGUCAAAGUCACAACCCUGAAGUCUUUCAAGGAUAUUGACAUUGGAAAAGGUGAGGAAGGAGGACUAGCAGACCAAGAGCAUGGAAAGGAGGAAUUUGAAGAUGAUGCUAUAGGAUAUAUGGAACUAGCAGACAGGCCUCAGCAAGUCCAAGAUACAAUAACAAUGACAAAACAGGUUACACUUGAAACAGCUGUUGCUGUGCAGGAUGGUAAUUACCGUACAGAAACUGGUGACUCAUUUAAAGUAAUGUCUCAAAAACUUAUUGAGACAACAGAUGAAGCAGAUGCUGUAGGAUACAUGGAAAUGAAAGAUAAACCAGUGGAAGAAGUUCUGAAAUCAUCUGAACAUGGAUCGCUUGAAUCCUCUGUAGGAACGGCUACUAUAUCUUCAGAUAAGGAGAUAUCUCUUAAUACAAGUGUUCAAAGUCAGACCAUCACAGCUGUUAAAAUAGAUGCUGGUGUGAAAAAUGUUGCACUGGCUGAAGGGUUUGACACUCCAGAUGGUGAAAAGAAAAGUGAAAAAAAUGCUAAAAAGAAGCAAAAGAAAGCUCAAGCUAGAAAGAGACAAGCUGAAGCUAAAGUCAAAGCUGUUUUUGAGCCAUUUACUGUUAAAAGAACCUACGUAAGUUCUGAAGAGUCAGAGGAGAAUGUACAAAAGAAAGGUGGCAUCUUCAUUGAAACAGAAACAUUGGUUGAUGAAUAUCUUGAUGAUGAAGAUUAUUCACUAAUCUUAAACGAUUGCUGGUUGAGACUUAGAAAUAAGAAAUUUGAGAUGAAAGUAAAUGCUGCCUUUGGCUAUGGGAAGACCCGACCUGGAAGUUUUCUUAACAAUGAGAAUGAAAUUAAAGAACUGCUUUUGAACAAAUAUUCUGAAAAGUUGGAACAAAAGAGAAAAGUAUCCGAACGACACCUGGAUGUUUUAAUUGACACAUUAGGUCUGGAAGAAUUUGCUACAUUUGAAACCACUAGAGCAAGGUACCAGGUUGGGAACUUCAUGGUGACGUCGGAGCUUUCCAACAUGGGGUUCCAUGUAGGCGAAAUUGAGGUGAUUGUCAACAGCCCACAAGAGUUUGCUGGUGUUCUGGACAAGAUGGAGAUGUUGGCAGCUGAAAUUGGGUUCCGGCCAUUACAGAGUGCCUGAAACAUGGAUAGGUCAAAGUUGAGGCUUGGACCAUAGGGGACGUUGGUAGCGCCAACCUGUAGAGGCUUGAAGAACAAUACAGCUGAUGGUCAAGAUCACCUUCUGUACCAUACCGUUUCUGGCCAGAAACGGAUGAAUAUUCCAUUGCUUGCUGUCCUCAUUUGCCAUCAGAAGAGCCCCUAAAAUUAGUGUUCAUCACAGCACUUGUAGCCUGAAGUCACCAGCCUCAUUUUAGCAAAACAAAUAUUUAAUAGACUCUGCAUAAAAUUGAAUUUAUGAUAAAAAAAUUAUGUCAGUUAUAACCAAUAUUCCAUAAAAUAUCAAAAUUUGGCCCAAAAUCAUGUGAUUGGACAGAUUUUAGAGAUUAUUCUUGAUGUUAAUUUUGUUAUUAAUUGUUUUUGUUUUUUUCAUUGAGUUGCCUAUCCUAUUGUUACUUCUUGCCAUAUUCAUGUAUAAACAAAUUAUACCUGCUUAAGCAUAUUGUAGACAACUUCGUAAUGCUUUUUAGUUUUCAUAAAUGUGAACUGGAGCCUUAUAACAGUAGUAUUUCAAGAAGUUAUAUUUCAUGAAAAAAUCUACUUCUUUUAAAUUUUGUCUAUAUUUUAAAUGCAAAAUAUAUGAUUAAGCUUUAUACUUUCUACCAGUGUAAAAAAAAGGAAUUUGUUUAAUUUAAGGAAUAGGUAUAAUUUGAACUAUAAGUAUUGUGAUGCUUCUGUCAUAUGACCCGGGUUGUUAAGAUUGAGAAAAAAUCCAUUUCUUAUGUUUAACUUAGAGACCAAAAGUUUGUAACCAGUUUGAGAUAUUAAAGCUGCACUCUCACAGAUUUACUGUUUUUUACAACUUUCUUAUUUUUUGUCUUGGAAAGAGCAAAUUUUUUUUUUUACUAGCAGUUUAAGAAAAAUUCAAAAAAACAUCAAUUUUUUAACUUAAAUGUAAAAAUCUGCAAUCAAUUUUUUGUCAGCAGUCUUAUAUAACUGGUUUCCAUACAUUUUUGCAAAAACUGGCUCGUUCGAAGACAAAAAAAAAGUUGUCAAAACAUUCAAUCUGUGAGAGUGCAGCUUGAAAUAUUACUUUGACCUGCAUGCAGAUUUUGAAGCUGUAGAAAUAGUUACUUUGCCAAAUAAAAAUUAUAUACAUUAGGCUCGGAACAGGGUUUAGAUUUUUAAAUUUCUUACUGAUGGGCUUGUCCCUGUAGUUUUUGAUUGUAUUAUUGUAGUCAUGUUACCAUGGUAUUAAUAUUUUGUUGCUGUUAAGGUACGUUUUUUAUUUAAUACCAGCAUUGACAUGAAAGAAUACAUUUUUUUAUAAAUAAUCACUCGUAUUCUGAAAAGACAUGAUGAAAUUAUGCUUUAAAAGAAUGGAACUUUAAUACUUGCGAUUAUUGAAAAUAAUGUUAGACAUGGCGGCACAUUGUUUGAGAAUAUAGUGUUUGUUAACCAUGGGGAAUAUAGUUUUUGUUAACCAUUAGGAAUAUAGUGUUUGUUAACAAUUGUAAAUAAAGUGUUUGUUAACCUUAGGGAAUAUAGUGUUUGUUAACCUUAGGGAAUAAAGGAAUUUAAUUAAGUGUUUCUUAACCUUUCGAAUAACCAUGUUCAAAUUGAUUCUGCACAUUCAGUGGCCAUUUCAGAUUCAAUUCUAGUUAAUAUUUAUGUUCAUUAUCUCUUAUUUCGUUGUAAUCUCGUUCUGCAUAAUAUUUAGUUAAAUAUUUAUUAAAAUUCACUGCUGCGCAUUGAUGGAUCUUUCUUUGCAAUCUCUCUCUGCAUAAUAUUUACUUAAAAUAUUUAUUAAAAUUCACUGUUUUUCAUCGAUGGAUCUCGUAAAAAUGCUUGUUCUUUCAGACUUAAAUAUGUUAUAUUUCUGAAAUUUAUGGAAUUACUGGCUAUUUUAUUAUGUUUUACACUCUGUAAAUUGUUAUAAAGAUUUACUCAUUCUCUGUAACAGAUUUCCAUACAUGGAAAAAGUUUGAAUAAUAACCAAAUAUUGAUUCACUUAUGUCUGGGGCUCUUGGUAAAUUGCAUUUUCGUAUAUACUUGCUUCAUGAUUAUCUAUUGUUAUGUUGUAAAAAAUGAAUUGAUGUGCUUAUAUGGGUAUGAUUUUAACAACUGUAUUUAUAUUAUUCCUGUGCUGAUUUUUAGCAUGUCUGUUUUUCGAAGAAGAAAGGUGUCGUAGUUUCAUUGCCUUGGUGUCUUUGUUGUCGGUGUCGUUGUGUGAAAACCAUAACUCAAAAAACAUUUAAGAUGAUCAAAUAAAGCUUAGUUUAAACUUAUAUAUCGUACAACGAUUGUGAAGAAAAUUUUAUUGACUUACACUUAGUCACACUCGUUGGCACGAUGUUGCACGAGAGUGUGGUCUUGUGUCAUGAAGGAAAAACACUUGAGAACCAAAUAAACUCACAAAUCAAGUUACACUAGUUGCCAGAAAAUAGUUAACACAUGUGUAGCAAGGAAUACAGCUCUUGCCUUUAAUAAUUGUGAAGUAUGCCCUGUUUUUCACUAAAAACAACUGCCGAGCAUUGAUGUUGGCUUUAAGGCAUUUUUUUCUCUAUAUUGCUUGAUGUCCAUUAUAUAGAUGAUAAGUGUUGCAAACUUAUGUAAUCGACCUUUGUUAAGAAAAAUUCAUCUUUAUGAACAGAAUUUAUUAAUUUUCUUAUUUUUUUAUUUUUUAAUAAGAUUUUUCAUUCAUCUUUUUCUUUUGUAUAAUUUUUAAGCUACAUGCAUUUGUUUAGAAUUACAUAUACAUGUAUGUAUAUAAACAUGAUGAUUUUGUUCAAAUUUAUUAGAUUUUGUGAACAUGUUUUUGAGAUGUUGAAUAUUAUAUGAACUCUAUAUUGUAAAUAUUGUUUAUGUUAAACUUUUAACCCAACUCACCUGGCGAGUUUUGAGUUGAGUCAAAUGUACAUUGUGCUUUGCUGGCAUUACCCUCUAUUUCUGUGAUCAUUAUAACCAUUUCUAAAACAAGUAUCGAUGUUUAAGGAAAUUUUCAUAUUGUAAUGUUACAAGUGUUUGAAAGGAAAAACAGAGUUUUGAGUUGGAUUUUUGUUUUCUGAACUUUAUUUAUUCAAGCUCUCUUAUUAUAGUAAAAAUAUGAACUGCAUCAAGUAGAAAUAGGUGUUCUUAGGGCCAGUCGUUCACAACUUUGUCAAAGUUCACAACGUUGUUAACAACGUCGUUGUUAACUUCAAAAGGUGAACUAUUUUGUAACAUGCUCAAAUAUUUAUGUAAAAUAUGUUCAGCUGACUAACAGGUAUCUUGAAAAUUCUAAGAAAUGCUGCAGACCACAAAUGUGAACAUUCUAGUUACAGAGCAUUAAAGAUUUUAAAGUUAACAACGAUAAUGUUAACACAGUGUUCUCAAUAAGAACCGGCUGCCGGCCAAAAUGGACGUUUCAAAUGGCAAUUGGGCCGGUUGAAAUUUGGAAUACUAAAUGAAUUUUAAAUAGAAUUAGUAGAAGCUGGUCGGUUACUUUACUCUUUGAGACGGUUCAACUGAAACUUAUUGAGAACCCUGUAACACCGUUGUUUAACUUUAAAAAGGUUCUGAACAAUGGGGCCUCUGCAAUAUGACGAAAGUGGGAAAUAUGACAUCACAGUUUACUGUGGCUAAAUAAAGAAUGGUGGAGCCCGUAGUUAAACAUUUCUUUUAAGAUCCAUGAUACUUUUAAAAGUAGUUUACCCUUCUUUGUGAAUAAUUCUCUCAAAUAUGAUGCCGAAAACUGGUAUUUAAAAAAUCUACUAAAAUACCCAUUUUGGCUUGUCAUGUGGUUCAUUAUUUUAUGUAAAAUAACAUGUGCUGUAUUAAUAUAAUGCCAUUGGAUGUCUGUUUUGUACCAAGUUUUUUUUUAAGUGUAUGCACUUUAAUUGUGGACCACUGAGAAUGGAGUUUUAUUUGUUUUAUUCUAAAUAAUGCUUGAUUGCUAUCAAUAUAUUUUCUAAAAUGAAUGGAGUGACAAAGUUUUGUUUUUAUGAUUCUUUAAGUAAAUGUAAUUGACAACAGUUUGAGGGAUUGGUGAGACUCGAGCCUGUGAUAAAAUGUCCCUUGAGGAUAGAAAUCCGGAGCAUUCCCGACUGAGCUAUCAAGAAUUUCAUGAUCGGCUAUUGAAAAGUUUGCUUUAAAUGUCUUUCUAAUGGCAUUGGCUUGGAAGUGGGCUGUGACACAGAAAUUUGAAUAAUUUUUUUUUUAAUUGGUCCACAAGUAAUUGCCUCCACUUGACAUGAUAGAAUGUCUAUAUUAGUAACAUUUUAUAAUAAGAUAUAGAAGGCUUUGUUCAGGCUGCACAAAAAAGUAGAAUUUACAUACAUACAUAUGUAUAUAUAUGAGUUCGAGACUGGCAAAAAUUUGUCGAGCCAUCUGGUAAAAUUUUGUAUGAACAUAUAUUACAAAGAAAUCAGUCCUUUGAUCCAGUUUAGCCAACGAGGAAAUCAACCCAAGCGAUUUUAAGCCAAAAGUGUUUGACUGUAUAACAUAUUUCAUUCACUUUGUUCUCUUAUAUUUUCUGUAGAAUGUUUGAACUAUACACUAUGACAGAAUAUAUAUUUGUAAUCCCAGUUCUUUUUCUUCGUCUUAUAAUUUUAGUAUGUGUUUUGGAUAGGUAUAAAUUGUUCACUGUAUUGAUAUUAUUGUAGUUAUCAUAAGAGCUUCAAAGGCUGAACUUAUGUUUUGGGCAUUUUUUAAGAAUAACCUAGCUACUAGCUUCUAGCCUCUAAUGCCAUCAUCCAGUUAUUUUUUUUUGCAUUGUAUAACCAUAUAAUUAUAUGUUUAUAUGUUCUUGCAUGUUUAAUGAAAGGUAUUUGCGCAUUUCUUAAUUCAGCAAAAUGUUAUCCUAUAAAAAGAUGACAGUCAAAUAAUAAUCUUUAUUCAUGAAAAAUAUUUGAUAUUUCAAGACUAUUAUACAUGUAUGUAUGGCUUUUCAUCUUCCAACCAUUUUAUCCCCCGGUGUUAAAUAAUAAAAAAAUGUAUGAUGGACAGGAAUGGUAUCUGAUGAUAAUAUUGUUAUUAACCAUAGAAUACUCUCUUCCAUUUAAUAUUGUUUGAGUUUCUUAUCGUGUUUUCACCAUAAAAUGAUAUUUUUUAUAAACCAGAAUACUUUUCAAGUUUCUCUUUGUGCCAUUUAAUACGGCUGCUGAAAUCUAAAUCUAAUCAUAGAAUAUGCUUGUAAAUGAAUUGUCUGGUAAGCACAGUGGUUAAGCACACUUGCGUCUCACCAAUGCGAUCUGGUUUUGAUUCCUGGCCGGAUGCAUUUAAGUUUGGUUGGUGGUCACCAAGUGGGGGGGACAAGUGGAUAUUCUCUGGGUUCUCCGCUUUCCACCACAUUACAAGACAUGACACUCUUGUGCAACAUCGUGCCAACGAGAGGGACUUAGUAUAAGUUAUCAUAACUUUCUUCCCAAUCUUUGUGAGAAUAAAAUAAGUUUAAACUAAAAACAAAUUCUGUCUCAUAUGUGUUUUCCGUUAUCAAGUCCUAGCAUGAAAUGCGUGAUAUUUGAACAAGUUCGCUUCGAGUAUAACUGAUCAUUUUGGUGCUAAAAAUGUGUUAAUGUGUUACUGUUAGACAGAGAACACUAAAACAAAUGAGUAUUUUGAGCAUUGUAUGAUCUGGAUUGAUUGCGAGUAUGCAUUAAUGUAAUUGCUAUAUUCAAAGUUUUCCAUGUUAUAAAUCCAGUUUACAAUUUUGUCUGGUUUUUCGUCCCCAGGGUCCAAUUUAGGUAGAUAUUGCAUUGGUCUUAAUUCCAUAGAAGAAUAUUGAUUGUUUAAGAAUAUAUCUUUAUUAUAGAAGAAACUUGAUCGACAUAAAGAUAUAUGUUUGGUUUGUUUUCAUUUCCGCAGAUUAAUUGUUUUCAGCAGAUUGUUGAUGUUUGUGGAAACUAGACGAGUCAGUUUGAUUGUUCCAAUAUUUCACUUUUAAAAAUAGUUAGUAGUCCAUAAAUUAGACAGUAUAAUUUUAAAUACAAACGCUUGAAAAUAUUAAUUUGAUUUUGAGCUAGUGUAUCAGUUAUUUUGUAGGAAGAAUUAGACAAUACAAUUCUAAUUACAAGCGCUUAAUUUUUUUUAUUUGAUUUAAAACUUAUAUUUCAGUACUUCUGUAGGAAAAAAUAGACAUAAUUUUAAUUACAAGCGCUUGAAAAGAUUAAUUUGAUUUUAAGCUUAUAUUUCAGUACUUUUGUAGGAAAGAAAAGACAUAAUUUUAAUUCCAAGUGCUUAUAAACAUUAAUUUGAUUUUGAGUUUAUAUGUCGGUAUUUAGGUAUUUACGUAGGAAAAAAUACUGUCAACUGUUAAGGUUCUGUUAUAAAUAUAAUCAUCUAGACUUCAAGAUUCAGUUAGAAACUCUGUAUGAAUGAACUUAAAAAAUGAAUAUAAUUUCAAAGUAGAUAACUACUUAGAAAUAUUAAGAAGAAAAAAUCCACUCUAAGAUAUGUGUGUCACUCAGAUGGCCCAAGUGUGACAUCUUGUUGUCCAAAAUAUUUCUUUUGUUAAAAUGAUGCCUCAAGCUGUUUAAACAAGAAAAAUAAACGAGCGUAAGCAAUACAAGCUGUGCUCUUGUCAUUCUGAAUGUUAACAUGCAAAAGCUUGCUGUGUGGUUGAGAGUGGGCUAAGUGGUAUACGGGUCUGCCUCUCACCCAAGAGGUUGUGGGCUCUAUUCAUAAUAGGGGUACUUUUUCAUGAACCCUCAAAAUGGACACCAGUGCUGGUAUCUACCCAGGAAAUGGAUCAUGAUUCUAUAAGUUGUCAGCUUGUGUCACAAUCAAGGUAAAAGAAAUCAAUAUAAAUACAAGCCUUUGCCCAAAAAGCAACAAUUUGUUAUAUGUUUUUGUUAGAAGAGUUUUAUGUGUAACAUAUGACAAGGUCAAAAUUAUUUAAGACCACCGGCACAUAUCUUCUUUGUCUUUCUGAGUGAACAAGUUUUUGUUUUAAUUGCAUAUGAGAAUUUAAAAAAGAAAUCAAUUCCUUUUGUGUUACUUAACUUCUUGUUUAUUUUGCUCAACUGCCCAUAUUUAUGCGCAUUGUCAUUUGACUGAAAACUAUGUAUAUUGUAUAUGUAAUGGUGUGUUGGUGUCCAUUGCAUUUCAUAUUGUGCCUCAAUGUGUUUGCCUUUUAUAUAGAUCUGAAUCUAUUUUGUUGAUUUUCAUUUGUUUGCUUACAGUAUGUAACAAUUAUAUUCAAUAAACUUCCAAAUUGUGGAA